Messenger RNA from Neoarius graeffei (lesser salmon catfish), 794 nucleotides. RefSeq names its product histone H1-like. The transcript has a single exon. NCBI's taxonomy places the organism in Eukaryota, Metazoa, Chordata, Actinopteri, Siluriformes, Ariidae. The record is from RefSeq and is a predicted model, not a curated record. Gene Ontology annotation, biological process: nucleosome assembly. Gene Ontology annotation, molecular function: structural constituent of chromatin; DNA binding. Gene Ontology annotation, cellular component: nucleosome. Bases 46 to 651 code for a protein of 201 amino acids.
CCCACACAGCGUUUCACUCGCUUCCGCUCCGGAGCUCCGAGACAGAUGGCAGAAGUCGCUCCCGCCGCCGCGCCGGCCAAAGCGCCCAAGAAGAAAGCAGCUUCAAAGAGCAAGAAAUCAGGCCCGAGCGUCGGCGAGCUCAUCAUCAAAGCGGUUUCUGCGUCGCAGGAGAGGAGCGGCGUGUCCCUCUCCGCCUUGAAGAAAGCUUUACAGGCCGCCGGAUACGAUGUGGAGAAGAACAACUCCCGCGUUAAAAUCGCCGUCAGGAGCCUUGUGAGGAAAAGCGUCCUGGUGCAGACCAAAGGGACCGGUGCGUCUGGCUCUUUCAAGCUGAACAAGACGCAGACCGAAGGCAAGAAGACCGCCAAGAAAGCCGCGCCCAAAGCCAGAAAGGCGGCCGCCAAAAAGCCAACCGCCGCUAAGAAGCCCAAGAAGAUAGCGGCCAAGAAACCCGCCGCCAAGAAGUCUCCUAAGAAGGCGAAGAAGCCCGCCGCCACCGCCAAGAAAGCCACCAAGAGCCCGAAGAAGACGAAAAAACCGUCGACCCCCAAAAAGGCUGCCAAGAGCGCAAAGAAGACAAAAACUGCCAAGCCCAAAGCCGUAAAGCCCAAAACGGCCAAGGCGAAAAAGGCGGCCCCCAAAAAGAAAUAAACAUGAUUGUUUGACUGUUUUCUUUCCCUAAAAGGCUCUUUUAAGAGCCACCCAUGUUCUCGUUGCAAGAGCAGUAUUCCAUAUUCACUCAUGAUAUCAGAUGCUGCUGAUUGUUGUGGUGGAGUUGAUUCCUGCUUUACAAA